UAGUCUCAUCCAAGCAAGAGCAGACUGUGGGAAGAGAUUUACUAGCUGAGUUUUGUGAAUGAAUGAAUGAAAGAAAGAUUUUCGACAUUUUGUUCUUGAUGGGUAAGUGUUUUUCCGCACUUGGGUGUUGAAGAAGAACAGUAGAAAUUGUUCUCUUGUAUAGAAAGUGUUUAUUCUUUUUGGCUUAUUCAUUGGUGAAUGUUAUUCACAUCAUAUGCCUUUUUUCUUCAUUCAACUUGAUGGUCUAAGGGAAGUGCGAUGGUGUCUUUUCAGUUGUUCAGUCAAACCCCAGAACAAAGCUUUUCCUUUCCUUUUGAACUGCACUCUCUGCUGAGUUUAUCAUUUGAGUUGUGAGAGAAAUGUGGAUUUUUCCAAAGUGGGGUUUUUUCCUUAUGUGGGUUCUAUGUCUAUCAGAUUUGUUGUGGUUAGUUUCAGGACUAGGUUCAAUGUCUUCCAUUGCCGUUUCCUAUGGAGAAAACGGUCCUGUUUUCUGUGGCCUAAGAUCAGAUGGGUCCCACCUUGUGACCUGUUAUGGCUCAAAUUCAGCCAUAACAUAUGGAACUCCAUUGCGUUUACCAUUUGUUGGUCUAACUGCUGGUGAUGGUUUUGUUUGUGGGCUUCUCAGUAAUACCAAUCAGCCGUAUUGUUGGGGAAGCAGUGGCUACAUCCAAAUGGGCGUUCCUCAACCGAUGAGUAAAGCCGCCGAGUACUUGGAAAUAAGUGCUGGUGAUUACCAUCUCUGUGGAUUGAGAAAGCCCUUGACUGGAAAACGCAGGAACACUUCUUUUGUUGAUUGUUGGGGCUAUAACAUGACAAAAAACUAUGCGUUUGAUGGGCAGAUUCAGUCGAUAUCUGCAGGCUCGGAGUUCAGCUGCGCGUUGUUUGCUCAGAACAGGACGGUUUUCUGUUGGGGCGACGAAACGAGCAGCCGGGUCAUCAGCUUGAUUCCUAAAGAGAUGAGGUUUCAGAAGAUUGCGGCGGGUGGGUACCAUGUUUGUGGCAUUAUGGAGGGUGUGAAUUCAAGAGCCUUUUGUUGGGGAAGGAGCUUGGACAUUGAGGAAGAGAUCUCGGUGGCGUAUUCGGGUCAGGGUGGGAAUGUCGAUUUGGCGCCGAAUGAUCCAAUGCUCUCUGUUGUUGGAGGGAAGUUUCAUGCUUGUGGGAUUAGGAGUUAUGACCGUGGAGUGGUUUGUUGGGGUUUUGUUGUUAAACCAAGCACCUCUGUCCCUAAUGGGAUUAAGGUUUAUGAGAUUGCUGCUGGGAAUUACUUCACUUGUGGAAUUCUUGCUGAGAGAUCACUUCUGCCUGUUUGUUGGGGUUCUGGAUUUCCUACUUCUCUGCCUUUAGCCGUCUCUCCUGGCCUCUGCAAGCCUACUCCGUGUGCCCCAGGGUUUUACGAACUCAGCCAUAAGAAUGCCUCUUGCAAAGAUCCCAACUCUCGAAUUUGCUUGCCGUGCAGCGCCGGUUGUCCCGCUGAAAUGUACCAAAAAACCGAAUGCUCGGUGAGAUCUGACAGAAUUUGUGAAUAUAACUGUUCGAUUUGCAACUCCGCGGAAUGCGUCUCCAACUGUUCAGCUUCGUACUCCACUAUCCUCGCGGCAAAGAAGAACGAAAGGUUUUGGUCGCUGCAGCUGCCGGUCAUCAUUGCGGAGAUUGCGUUUGCUGCGUUCCUAGUGAUUGUUGUGUCGUUAACCGCAGUUUUGUACGUUCGUUACAAGUUGAGAGACUGCCAAUGCUCCACCAAAGAUUCCAAGUCCAAGAAGAGUAAUGCAAAUGCUUCGAGCUUUCAAAAGGAAAACGGUAAGAUUCGUCCAGAUUUGGAUGACCUGAAGAUCAGGAGGGCUCAGAUGUUCACUUAUGAGGAACUAGAAAGGGCGACGGAGGGUUUCAAAGACGAAUCUUUAGUGGGAAAGGGAAGCUUCUCAUAUGUUUUCAGAGGGGUUUUAAAAGACGGCACGGUUGUUGCCGUCAAACAGGCUAUAAUGUCUCCAAACAUGCAGAAGAGCUGGAAAGAAUUCCACACAGAGUUAGAUCUACUCUCGAGAUUAAACCAUGCCCAUUUGCUUAAUCUGCUCGGGUAUUGUGAGGAAGGAGAAGAAAGGCUUCUUGUUUAUGAGUACAUGGCUCAUGGAUCAUUGCAUCAGCAUCUCCAUGGUAAGAACAAGGUCUUGAAGGAGCAGCUGGAUUGGGUUAGAAGAGUAACUAUUGCAGUCCAGGCUGCAAGGGGGAUCGAAUACUUGCACGGUUAUGCUUGCCCGCCGGUGAUCCAUCGAGACAUUAAGUCCUCGAACAUCCUCAUCGACGAGGAGCAUAAUGCCCGAGUCGCUGAUUUCGGUCUCUCGCUGUUGGGGCCUGCAGAUAGUUGCUCCCCAUUGCCUGAGCUACCGGCCGGAACUCUUGGCUAUCUUGAUCCCGAAUACUACCGGCUUCACUACCUCACCACCAAAUCCGACGUUUACAGCUUCGGUGUCUUGUUGUUGGAGAUUCUCAGCGGGAGAAAAGCUAUUCAUAUGCAGUAUGAAGAAGGGAAUGUAGUUGAACGGGCAGUGAACAUUGUCGAGUGGGCGGUGCCUCUUAUCAAAUCGGCCGAUAUAGCAGCGAUUUUGGAUCCGGUUUUGAAGCUUCCAUCAGAUAUAGAAGCGUUGAAAAGGAUUGCAAAUGUGGCUUGUAAGUGUGUAAGAAUGAGAGGGAAGGAAAGGCCAUCGAUGGACAAAGUGACGACCGCAUUAGAACGAGCUCUUGCGCUGCUAAUGGGCAGCCCUUGUAAUGAACAACCGAUCUUGCCAACCGAGGUGGUUUUGGGGAGUAGUAGAAUGCACAAGAAACCCUCACAAAGAUCUUCGAAUCGGUCGGCAUCCGAGGCCGAUGUCGUUGAGGCCGAUGAUCAGAGGUUGGAGUUCAGAGCUCCUUCAUGGAUUACUUUUCCUAGUGUUGCUUCUUCUCAGAGGAGGAAGUCCUCGGUUUCGGAUGCAGAUGUAGAAGGGAAGAACCCAGAAGCCAAAAAUUCAGGCAAUGGUGGAAGCAUUAACGACGGGUUGAGAAGUUUGGAAGAAGAGAUUUGUCCUGCUUCUCCUCAAGAAAACUUGUUCUUGCAGCACAAUUUCUAAAAUUAAGAAGCAAAGAAAUAUAUAUAUCUUAGAGUUGCUCAUCUAGGAGGAUAUGAAAUGUUUGGAAAGAAAAGAAAAAAAAUGUAUUUCUGGAGUUCUAGACUACUACUACAACUAGUACUACCACCUCUUAUUUUGGAACACCGAUCUUGCUUCUUUUGUGUAGUUAAUUCUAACACUACGCUGGUCUAAUUAU
Molecule: messenger RNA, 3300 nt
Organism: Morus notabilis
Lineage: Eukaryota; Viridiplantae; Streptophyta; Magnoliopsida; Rosales; Moraceae
Product: serine/threonine-protein kinase-like protein ACR4
Exons: 1
Coding region: 360-3104 (914 amino acids)
Biological process (GO): protein phosphorylation
Molecular function (GO): protein binding; ATP binding; protein kinase activity
Source: RefSeq, a predicted model, not a curated record